This is a messenger RNA of Paramecium primaurelia, 4053 nucleotides long. The record is from the annotation of a GenBank genome assembly. NCBI's taxonomy places the organism in Eukaryota, Ciliophora, Oligohymenophorea, Peniculida, Parameciidae.
AUGAUUCUUACAAAAUCCUUACUUUUAUAAACUAUUUUCCUCAUUUAAAGUUUAAUUCAGAAUGUUGAAGCAAAUCAAGAUACAAAUUCAUGUGAAAAUUUGAUUUUAUAAUAAAAUGAAUUAUAUUGUGAAUUUAGAGAUUUAAAUUACUUUUUUAUAGGUUAAAAUAGUGAUAAUUUUACUAAUACUGACACAUUUUAGUUAUCUGAAGAUUUAAUUUAAGUAUCAAGUGGACCAUUAUUGUUUUCAAAGGAUGAUAUAGUCAUCAGUAUAAAAUUUAGGGAACUUAUAAAUGAAAAUGAGAUUUGUUCAUUAAUUUAUAAUACUUAAAUAAAUACAUAUUCUUUAAAUUGUAUUUCAACAUCACCAACCUUUAUUAUUGAUAACAAGUUUUAGUUACUCAUUAAUACUUAAUUUAAUUUAGAAAUAUAAACAGUAUAAACUUUUAACUGCUCAUAAUUCGAUUAUAAUACAGAGGGCUACAUUUUAUUUUGUUAUUCCAUUCAUUAAAUUAAACUUUAUUAAUUAUCUAUAGAAUAACAUAAGUUAAAUUAAACUGUUAUAUUUCAAUCAGAAAAUCACAAUUUAUAAUGUCUUUUAAAAUUUCACUCAUAUUCCAAUUCUUUUCUUAUAAUAUACUUUUAAUGUUUAGAAUGGAAGAUUUAAAUUUAUGAAAACAAUACUGUUAAAUUAGAAAUUGAUCAAAAUUAUUUAAAAGAGAAAUAUAAUAUUGAAGGAAACUUACUUGAAGUUUUACCAUGUUAAUCUAAUUUUUUAAUUUUGCUUUCAUCCGGUGGAUAUUGGAUGAAUAAUGAAAAUUUAAUGUAAUUAUUUAUUACAUAGGGACUAAAAUUAAAUGAAACUCUGAUUGAAUUUAAUAAUAAGUGUCAAAUAAACUUUGCAGUAAAAGCUUAAACCAAUAACUAUUUUCUGUCUUCCCUUUCCUAAAAGUAUUCAGAUAUAAUUUUUAAUACAAAGGAUUUUCCAAAAUAAAUGUUUGUAAUUAAAUUUCCAUCUAGUAUAUUUUUCAAAUAUGAAGAUUAUUUAACUUUUUACAUAAAUGACUUCCUUCAUUAAUCUAUAAAAUUAAAAAUUAAAAAUUUAUUAUAACUCUCUAAUUAAAGAAUAUAUAUGGGAAUAGGAGAAGAUAAUUAAAUAAUAUUAAUUCUAAUAAAGUAUUCAAAAUAAUGCUUACCAUCUUAUAAUAUCAAUAACGAAUACUCAAAAUACUACAUUAGAUUGGAAUUAGCAAAAGAUUUAGCAUAUAUUUAGAAUAAUAAUUGGGAUUGUUAUAAACUGAUUAUAAUAGAUAAUGAUGAAUAGAAAAAGUAAUAUGCUUUAAACAUUAAUUUAAAAAAUAAAAAUUAUUAUAUUGAGAGAACCAAUUAUGAUGAUAAGUUUUUAAUAACUAUUAUUAGAUCAUCAUUUUCUUCAAUUCAACCUCAUAGAAUAACAUUCUCUUCUUCAUCAAAAUAAAUUAAUUUGUAAUUAAAAAGCAAUUAAGUAAAAUGUUAAUUUAAUCGUUAUUUAAAAAAUUAUAAAGGAAAAUUUUUUAUUAAAACUAAAAAUGAUUAAAUUUAUUCUAUAAUUGUAGAAGGUUAUCGAAAUAAUAUUGUUGAAUAUAGUUGUGAUAAUCAAAAUAAUCAUAUGUUUGAAAGUUUAUUACCUUUAAAUAAAUAAAUAGUACUUAAUCUUGAUUAUUUAAAUUCUCUUUUACUUUUGGAUUAAUAAAAACGAUGUCUAUAUAAGUUAAUUUUACAUGAUGAAAAUUUAUAAUAAAUGCCAAUCAAGAUUACUUGUUUAGAGUCAUAAAUUGAAAAGAUUUUUAAUAUAAAUUAUAAAAUUAUAUUAAAAUUGAAGGAUUAAUUUGUAUUCUACAAUUUACAAUAUACAUAACCUUAAUUAGAAUAAGCUUAUUUACCGAAAUAAAUUAAUCUAAAUUGUUUAGAAAUCUAUUAAUUAUUGAAUGAUUUUAUUGUUGUUGUGUACACUAAUGAAUUAUAAUUAAUAUACAAAGAAGUAACUGUUUAAAGUAUAUAUUUUAUUUAUAACAUAGUCAUCAAAAUUAAUGCUAAAGUACUUGGAUGUAAAGCUAAAUCUCAAAGUACCUUACUUAUCAAUUUAAUUUUAUUAGAUCUAAUAAAAAAUGAACUGCAAUUAUAUAUAUUAUCAAUAACUGAGUUUCGAUUAAUAAGAAGUUAUAAUUUAGAGAAUAAUGUCCCUAUUUAACCUCUUUAAUUUAUAGUCUAAGAAUAAAUAAUAAUAAUUUCUUGUAAACAUAAAAUUAAUAACAAAUUAUUUCUUUUAAUUUUCAAGAGUGAGUCUCAAAUCUCUUUUCAUUCGCUUUAAUAAGUUAUAGAAACAAAAAAUCAUUUUUUUUUUGUUCAAAAGUACUUUUUAUAUUAUUUUAAUGAUUAAAAUUAAUUAUCUGUUUAAGAUUUAUUACAUAUAACUAUUUAAAUAGAGCAAUUAGAAUUUAAUAAUAAAAGUAGCUAAGAAGUGAUAUUGUAAUUUCAAGUUGAAUUGGAAGAUAGUGAAAUUCCUCCAAUGAAUCAAAGUAUAAUGAUAAAACUGAUAAAUCCAAGCAUAUUAAAGUUAAUCUAAAGCAAUUAAAAUUUAUAUAUUAAAUAUGAGAAUCAGGAGCUAAAUUUUAGACAUUAUAUUCUUGGAAAAAUCGAUAAUAUAUAUUUGAAAGUUAAUAAUAACUUUAAAUUAAAAUAUCCCUUUGAAAAUUAAUUUAUUAUGUAGUGUUCAUAUUACUGUAAUAAGUUUUGUUUUUAAUUCACUAAUUCUGGAUCGGGAAUAUUUUUUAAAGUUGGAUAAUCCAAUAAAAUUUAUAUGAUUUAUGGUUUAUAACAUUACAUUUAAAAUAUUUUAUUCAUAGAAAUGAUAAAAGAUAAUUAAUUCUUAUUUAUACAUUAAAUAAAUAAUGAGACUCUCCAAAUAUCAUUAAUGAUAUUAAAAGAUUAAAUCUUAAAACUUUAAAAAUAGAUUGAUACUCAUUUCAACAAUGAUCUAGAAGAAAUAGUGUUAGUGUAGAAUAUUUUAAUAAUAUAAUUUUAUCAAGUUCAAAAUAGAUUCAUAAUAGAUGAAAAUGACAUUAGCUAAGUUAUUUUUCCUACUUUAAACUAAUAGAGUUUAAUUUAUAAUCUAAGUACUGAAUAAUUUAUAGAAGUAUUUGUAAAUAACGUUAAAAAAAUGAUUAUAAUUAAACUAUUUAAAAUCAUAAAUUAUAAGGUUGAAUUCUAAUCAAUAUUUGAAAUAUCUAUUAUGAAUUAUUAACUUAAAGAAUUAUUUAAUGGAUUAUUGGAAAAAUUAUAGACAAAUUUUGUAAAAUUAAUAAACUAGAAUUUUAGUUAAGUUAAUUAAUAAAUAGAUUUGAUUUUAUUCAUAAUCAGCAAUAAGAAAUUUUCUGUGCAGUUUUAAAUUAGACUAUAUCUAAAAGAAAAAAGAUAUGAAUUAGAGAAUAAUAAAAUUCUAAGAUAUCCUGAAAAUUAUUAACCUUGUAAAUAUAUUGUGAUAGCAGAAGAAGAAAUUAUCUUAUAGUGUGGAAUUACUAGAUAUUAUUAUGAUAUGAAAGAUUCUGAUUAUCUUUUUGAUCCAAUUCAUUCAACAAAAAACCUUUUAAACAUGGACUUAUUAAAUAGUACACAUUAUUUGUUUUAUAAACAUUUUGAACACAAUCAAUCUAUUGUAUUAUAUGCAGGGAAAAGAGGAGGUUAUGUAUUAUAAAAAUAAAAAUAAGAUAUUACAUAUCCAAUAACUCUUGAAUUUUCAGCUAUUAGUAAUGAUUAAAUAUAGAUAGGUAAUUUAUAUUUAAAUUAUUCCUUAGAUAAAGUGAGCCUAUAAAUGUAAGUAUAUUAAUAAAAUAUUGUAUAAAAAGAAUUUUCUUAAUAAAGUUUAUUUAUCUUUAUCAUGAUUUUAAUAAUAGUUUUGGCAACAAUUACUUUUUAUUAUAGAAAACAUUAAAUAAAAAAUAAAUAGUUUAGCAAAGUAAUCAAUUCUGAAAUUUCUUUAUCUACAAUUAAACUAAAAAAUCCGUCAUAAAUUUGA